GAUGUAAACAAGCUGCUUCCAGAAAAAAAUCGCAAGCGGAUAACGGAGCAUCUUUGUUAAAGUAAAAGUGCAUCGCGAUCAUCUUUUCCACAUCCUUUGUUCGUACAUUCCUUUCAACAAACAAUAAAGCAACUAGCGCCAAAUGUCUACCUCGCUGCUGUAUCUGCUGGUACCGGUCGGUGUUGGGGUCGGUCUGUACGCCAUCCGGAAGUUGCGCGAAUGGCAGUGGGGUUGGGUGCGCAACAACAGCUCACUGCUCGGUAAGGUGUACAUCAUCACCGGUGCCAACACGGGUCUGGGCUUCGAGACGGCACUGGCACUGGCCUCCCGCCAGGCCACCAUCAUCAUGGCCUGUCGUAACAUGGAUCGGGCCGGUGACGCAAUCAGCCGCAUCCGUCAGGCAACGCAGGAGGGUGAACUGAUACCGCUCGAGCUGGAUCUCGCUUCGUUCGAGUCGAUUCGUAAAUUCGCCGAGCAAGUCAAAAGCCGCUACCCUUCGUUCGAUUGUCUGAUCAAUAAUGCUGGCCUCGCGGUCCGGACGCCACAAUAUACGAGCGAAAAGCACGAGGUACACUACGGUGUUAACCAUCUUGGACACUUCCUACUGGUUGAUCUGUUGAAGGAUAACAUCCGUGCGAACGGAGCUCGGAUUGUGGUCGUCUCGUCAAAGAUGCACGAGAGGGGGCGGAUCAAUUUCGAACAUCUCGGCCAGUGGAUGGAACGUGGUCCGCGGGAUCGUACCAACAACCUGUACAACAACUCGAAACUGAUGAAUUUCUACUUUGCGCGUGAGCUGUACAAGCAGGGCUACAAUGUGCACGUGCUCUGUCCAGGCCUCUGCCAUACGGACUUUUUCCGUGAUUACAACCCGCGAUGGUACCACUACGUGCUGUUCUCACCGAUUGUGCUAUUUUUCCUGCGCUCCGCUCGUCAGGGUGCCCAGAACAUCAUUCACUGCGCGACGGAUAACGUGAACACGGAGGAGAAGAAUCCCGUCGCCGGCUACUUCGUCACGAACGUGCAGCAGACGAAAUCCAAGGCCAAGUUCGACGAGGAAACUUCCGAGCGUCUGUGGAAGGAAAGCUUCAAAGCGAUCAACUCCUAGAUGAGCGGCAAAAUGAUCGAAACGGACGCUAAUCUUCAUCUCUAAACCGGGAUUCGAAGGUUUUGGUGGUGGUAACUGGCAUAUGCUAUGCAUUUCAUUUCUCAAUCUCUGACUAGAAUUAGAAUACUCAGGGUCGGUCUCAGCGACAUCAAUAAACUGCUUAACAAACUUUA
Messenger RNA from Anopheles aquasalis, 1278 nucleotides. Its product is annotated as trafficking protein particle complex subunit 2-like protein. The record is from RefSeq and is a predicted model, not a curated record. NCBI's taxonomy places the organism in Eukaryota, Metazoa, Arthropoda, Insecta, Diptera, Culicidae. Gene Ontology annotation, biological process: endoplasmic reticulum to Golgi vesicle-mediated transport.